Messenger RNA from Rhodofomes roseus, 171 nucleotides. RefSeq lists its product as uncharacterized. Lineage: Eukaryota; Fungi; Basidiomycota; Agaricomycetes; Polyporales; Fomitopsidaceae. The transcript is spliced from 2 exons. The coding region runs from base 1 to 171 and encodes 56 amino acids. The record is from RefSeq and is a predicted model, not a curated record.
AUGGCGCUGCGAAAAGUCUGGCUCAUUACCGGUGCCUCUUCUGGCCUUGGUAGGCUCAUGACCGAAUUAGUGUUGCGACAACAAUAUUGCGGUCGCUACCCUCCGGAAGCAGAGACCCUUGAUGAUCUCCUGCCCCGGUGGAGCCCAGUGGAAUUGCUCGCAUUGAAGUGA